Plasmodium vivax (malaria parasite P. vivax) is the source of this 1164-nucleotide messenger RNA. Its product is annotated as variable surface protein Vir, putative. Bases 1 to 1164 code for a protein of 387 amino acids. The transcript is spliced from 2 exons. NCBI's taxonomy places the organism in Eukaryota, Apicomplexa, Aconoidasida, Haemosporida, Plasmodiidae. The record is from RefSeq and is a predicted model, not a curated record.
AUGGCAAAUUGGCCUAAUUAUAGUAAAAACCAUAAUUUAGAUAAAAACUAUGCAACUAAUUACAAAUUAAUAUGUGAACAACUGAGUAGUGUAGCAGGAGCUAAUAAACUUGAUAAAGAACUUUGUCCCACUUUUUUUGGUUUUUUGGAAAAUAUUAAUCGUAGGGGUGAAGAUUUAUUUAAAAAUCAUGACAUAUGGUCUGAUUUUAUCGAGUGGUCAUAUAAAAAGCAGACAGACCUGAACGUAUUUACAAAUUGGAAUUUGGAAAAAUUUGUUAGCUCAAUUGAAUAUUUAAUUAAUAAAAAUGUUACACCAAUCCUUGGAAAUGCAGAAGUUUUAAAUAAGAGCAAUGAGAGAUUAAGAAACGUAAUGAAAUUGCAUUAUUUAUUGGAAAAUAUUGGAGAUAUUAAAACCCUAAUUGAUGCUAAUCAUGAUGAUAAGUAUCCAUCAUAUUGCCAUUUCAUUAACGAUUGUCUUGAUAUAUAUAAAGUUUACAGCUCGGAAGUUUGUUCUGCUCACUGGCCAGCAGAAACUAGACCCAAUAACAUAUGUAAUUUAUUCAAAGAAUUUGAAGAUAAAUAUGCGAGUGUGUUGUACCCUGCUAUUGAAUAUAGGAAGAUUCUUAUCGAAAAAUAUGGAGAGGGUAUCUUUGGACAUAGGCUCCAGUGCAAGGUGCAUCAAAGGGAGUAUGGUAGUCGCCCUAUUGAAAGUUUUUUCGCGAAACCCAAGCCAGGAGUUAUAUCAUCAUUUAACAAUUAUUUGACGAUUUCCUUUUCUGUGUUGGGAUCGCUUAUGUUUUUCUUCAUUUUGUAUAAGUUAACUCCUAUUAAAUCACUGUUCGGUUCCGAGAAGGAAGAAAGGAGAAGAAGGUGGAGAAACUCGCUAGCUGACCACAGAGGACCAUACGGAGCUAACUACAGAGAGCAAUUCGGCAGCGAAUUUGGAACUGAUUUUGGAAGUGAAAGCAUAAGUGAUUUCACAACUGAAAGUGGAACUGAUUAUGGAAGUGAGAGCGUAAGUGAUUUCAGAACCGAAAGUGGAACUGAUUACGGAAGUGAAAGCGUAAGUGAUUUUAGAACUGAAAGCGGAACAUUAUAUGGAGGACGACAGGGGUCUUCCUAUGGCGGCGAUUCCGAGGAUGAUAGGUCCUCACGCAUGUCUUAG